Messenger RNA from Neopsephotus bourkii (Bourke's parrot), 1735 nucleotides. It is a transcript of the gene PRPS1, whose product is annotated as phosphoribosyl pyrophosphate synthetase 1. Lineage: Eukaryota; Metazoa; Chordata; Aves; Psittaciformes; Psittacidae. Gene Ontology annotation, cellular component: cytoplasm; ribose phosphate diphosphokinase complex. The record is from RefSeq and is a predicted model, not a curated record. Gene Ontology annotation, molecular function: ATP binding; ribose phosphate diphosphokinase activity; magnesium ion binding. The coding region runs from base 168 to 1124 and encodes 318 amino acids. Gene Ontology annotation, biological process: 5-phosphoribose 1-diphosphate biosynthetic process; purine nucleotide biosynthetic process; ribonucleoside monophosphate biosynthetic process. The transcript is spliced from 7 exons.
GCGGGAAGGGGCAAAAUGGCGGAAUAGGGGCGAGGCGGCGUGGCCAGCGCUCACCGUGCCGCGUCCCGCGCAGGAGGCGGGCGGGUCCCCGUGCGGCGGUCGGCUGCGGUGCGAGGCGGAGCGGGGACGAGGAGAAGGAGAAGAGCGUCGGUGCCGCAGCCGCCAUCAUGCCCAACAUCAAGAUCUUCAGCGGGAGCUCGCACCAGGACCUGUCGCAGAAGAUCGCGGACCGCCUCGGCCUGGAGCUGGGCAAGGUGGUCACUAAGAAGUUCAGCAACCAGGAGACAUGUGUGGAAAUAGGCGAGAGUGUACGUGGGGAGGACGUCUACAUUGUGCAGAGUGGCUGUGGUGAAAUCAAUGACAAUCUGAUGGAGCUCCUUAUCAUGAUAAAUGCCUGUAAGAUUGCCUCUGCCAGCAGAGUCACAGCUGUCAUACCCUGCUUCCCUUAUGCUCGGCAGGACAAAAAGGACAAGAGUCGAGCUCCAAUCUCUGCCAAGCUGGUUGCAAACAUGCUGUCUGUGGCAGGUGCAGAUCAUAUAAUCACCAUGGACCUGCAUGCAUCUCAGAUUCAGGGCUUUUUUGAUAUCCCUGUUGAUAACUUAUAUGCUGAGCCUGCUGUACUGAAGUGGAUCAAAGAGAAUAUUGCAGAGUGGAAGAACUGCACCAUUGUUUCACCAGAUGCCGGUGGAGCCAAGAGAGUGACCUCCAUUGCAGAUCGAUUGAAUGUAGACUUCGCCCUCAUUCACAAGGAGCGCAAGAAGGCAAACGAAGUGGAUCGCAUGGUCCUGGUGGGUGAUGUGAAAGACAGAGUGGCCAUUCUGGUAGAUGAUAUGGCAGACACAUGUGGUACCAUCUGUCAUGCUGCAGACAAGCUUGUGUCAGCAGGAGCCACCAAAGUUUAUGCUAUCCUAACUCACGGGAUCUUUUCUGGGCCGGCAAUCUCUCGGAUCAACAACGCCUGUUUUGAGGCAGUUGUGGUCACAAACACGAUACCCCAGGAGGACAAGAUGAAGCAGUGCCCUAAAAUCCAGGUGAUUGACAUCUCGAUGAUCCUUGCAGAGGCCAUCAGGAGGACUCAUAAUGGGGAAUCUGUCUCCUACCUGUUCAGCCAUGUCCCUUUAUAACAAGAGGUGUCAGCUGCUGCUUGUAUGGCUUGUUUUUUAAAACCAAAAGUUGUUCAGCUUGUUGUAAAGUUCAGUAGAAGACUCUGCUUGUUCCAGUGCAGCUCUCCACAGCACCUCCUGCUUAAGUCAGCCUUACUGGCUCUGAUCCCAACACUGGGAGGCUGGAGGGGGGAAGCUCAUCUCUAACACUCCCAACUCCACCAGCAGCCCUGUGCAUGGGGGCUCAGCAGUAAUACUGACUCAUCUCUGCAGGUCUGUGGAGAGCAGGACUGACCCAUGGCUUACUGCCACAAUUGUUUUGGGGGAGGGUUAGAUGAUCUGGCAUGCAAACCCUAAAUUGCUUGGGAAGUAGAGCUCCCUAGGACGUGUUGAUGUGGAUCUACAGCAAGAGCCCGAGAGACUGCUGGCUGUCUUACCCCUCUAUACCUGAUAGAAGCCCUUCAAGAGCGAUGGGGAAGGUUUGUAUCUUGGCCAAGCUUGACCCUAGGUAAAACCCUGGGGGACACCUGGGGGGUGGUUCUGCUACAGCUUUCUCCCAUGGAAGGAGGUCAGUGUUGCUUUCAACCUUGAGUUAAUCUUAUUAAUGAAAUUAGAUGUCCUUUUAGCAUGCU